Molecule: messenger RNA, 1139 nt
Organism: Rhagoletis zephyria (snowberry fruit fly)
Lineage: Eukaryota; Metazoa; Arthropoda; Insecta; Diptera; Tephritidae
Gene: Osi12
Product: DUF1676 domain-containing protein Osi12
Cellular component (GO): membrane
Source: RefSeq, a predicted model, not a curated record
CACUCAAAACCGAUUUACUUAAAAUAUUAAAAAAAAAAAACAAAACAAAAGUUCUCAAAAUGCUUUUGAAAAAGACAUUUGCGCAUGCGAAGUUAAAAAAUCGCGCCACAUCCUGGAGUUACGCGUUCGCGUUCUGCCUCUGCCUCCUGUUAUCCGCUUGCAAUGCCGGCACCGAGAAUCUUAGUAAUUUCCCUUUUGCGCAACAAGGAUUAGCAGCAGCAGCAGCAGCAGCAUCAGUCGCCUCUGGCAACUCAGCAGCAACAGUCAAAAAAGCAUCAGUUCCGCCCGCACCUGCAUCGUCUUCGCCGUCAUCUUCCACGCCAUUGAACACCGCUAACGCCAGCACACGCACCAUUUUGCGCAUCUACGAUGAGUGCAGCCGCGCAGAUGGCGGUUUUGUGCCAUGCCUGAAGAAGAAGGCAAUCUCCUUCAUUGAUCGCAUAUCGCACAUAGAUGCCAUCGCUGUGGCGGAUGGCAUUAAAUUGGUGCGCCUGCCGAAUAGCGCUAUUAGCGCCGCCGCAGCCGCAUCUUCUGCGCCACUUCAGCCACUCUAUGGUGAAAAUGAGCUGGAAUCUUCGCUGUCACGCUCCAGCGAUGAUCGCGAUACCAAGCUGACAAAUAUGCUUAUAGAGCGAUUAAGUCACUUCUUCAAUGGUCACACGCUGCAAGUGAAUUUUCCCAAAUUGACAGCCGAGGAAAUAGGACGUGGACUAGAAGAAGGUCGCGGCAAAAUGAAGAAAAUGAUGAGCAUGAUGAUGAUGGGCAUGGCUAUGAAAAUGGUUGGCAUGAUACCCGUUGCCAUGGGUAUGCUCUACAUGAUGGCAGGCAAAGCGCUGAUUGUCUCGAAGAUUGCCCUGCUGUUGGCGGGCAUAAUGGGUCUGAAGAAGCUGAUGUCCGGUCGUGGUGGAUCAGGUGGUAGCUCGGGUUGGUCAUCGGGUGGCGGCGGCGGUGGCUGGUCUUCGGGGGGCGGUGGUAGCGGCGGCUAUGAUAGACGCUCUCUUAAUGAAGCGCAUGAGCUUGCCUAUCGCGGCUAUAGCAAUCGACAGACAACAGGUGCAUAUGCGCAGCAGAAGCAACAGCAAGAGCAGCAGCAAAAGAAACAGCUACAACAGCAGCAGCAACCGUUAUCUUUGCAACAA